This is a messenger RNA of Mandrillus leucophaeus (drill), 1573 nucleotides long. Its product is annotated as PH domain leucine-rich repeat-containing protein phosphatase 1-like. Lineage: Eukaryota; Metazoa; Chordata; Mammalia; Primates; Cercopithecidae. The transcript is spliced from 10 exons. Gene Ontology annotation, molecular function: protein binding. The annotation marks the transcript as partial. The record is from RefSeq and is a predicted model, not a curated record.
AGUAAUCCUCAGGAGAGUGGUUGCCUUGCUGUAUGGUUCACUCACUGCAGUAUCCCGGUGCUUGGAGACACACAGCAGGUGCUUGUGCUUGGUAAGUGUGCUUGGUAAGUAUGCAGAGGGAUGAAUGUCAUCUGUAUUAUCAUCCUCACUGAAGUAACUGACAGUCAAAAACAACUUGUGACUAAACAGGAAAACCUCACAGCACGGGUAGCUCUGAACGGAUUCAGCUCUCAGGAAUGUAUAAUGUCCGUAAAGGCAAAAUGCAGUUGCCAGUGAACCGAUGGACAAGACGCCAAGUCAUCCUGUGUGGGACCUGCCUGAUAGUAUCAUCUGUGAAAGACAGCUUGACCGGAAAGAUGCAUGUUCUGCCACUGAUUGGUGGAAAAGUAGAAGAAGUGAAAAAGCACCAACACUGUUUAGCAUUUAGCUCCUCUGGACCCCAAAGCCAGACUUACUACAUUUGCUUUGAUACUUUCACAGAAUACUUAAGGUGGCUGCGACAAGUCUCCAAGGUUGCAUCCCAGCGCAUUAGCUCAGUGGACCUCUCAUGUUGUAGCCUGGAACAUCUGCCUGCCAACCUCUUCUACAGCCAAGACCUCACUCAUCUCAAUUUAAAACAAAACUUCCUAAGGCAAAACCCUAGCCUUCCAGCUGCCAGGGGGCUUAAUGAACUGCAAAGGUUCACCAAGUUGAAGAGUCUUAAUCUUUCCAAUAAUCAUUUAGGGGACUUCCCACUAGCAGUCUGCAGUAUUCCAACCCUGGCAGAGCUGAAUGUGUCCUGCAAUGCCCUGCGAUCGGUCCCAGCAGCCGUUGGAGUGAUGCACAACUUACAGACAUUUUUGUUGGAUGGAAACUUUCUCCAAACCCUUCCUGCUGAGUUGGAGAACAUGAAGCAGCUUAGUUAUCUGGGUCUUUCUUUCAAUGAAUUUACUGACAUUCCAGAAGUAUUGGAGAAAUUGACUGCUGUGGAUAAACUUUGUAUGUCCGGAAACUGUAUGGAGACCCUUAGGCUACAGGCUUUAAGAAAAAUGCCUCACAUUAAACAUGUGGAUCUAAGGUUGAACAUAAUUAGGAAGCUGAUAGCAGAUGAAGUGGACUUUCUACAGCAUGUUACUCAGCUUGACCUACGAGACAAUAAACUUGGUGAUCUAGAUGCCAUGAUUUUCAACAACAUUGAAGUUUUACACUGUGAAAGGAAUCAACUGGUCACAUUAGACAUCUGUGGCUAUUUCCUAAAAGCACUCUAUGCCUCUUCUAAUGAACUUGUUCAACUUGAUGUUUACCCAGUUCCAAAUUAUCUGUCCUACAUGGAUGUUUCAAGGAACCGCUUAGAAAAUGUGCCUGAGUGGGUAUGUGAAAGCCGAAAGCUAGAAGUUUUGGAUAUUGGCCAUAAUCAAAUAUGUGAACUUCCUGCCCGCUUAUUUUGUAACAGCAGUCUCCGGAAACUACUGGCAGGGCACAACCAGUUGGCAAGGCUUCCUGAAAGGCUAGAAAGAACCUCGGUGGAGGUCUUGGAUGUGCAACACAACCAGCUCCUUGAGCUCCCGCCUAACCUUCUGAUGAAGGCUGACAG